Zophobas morio is the source of this 1002-nucleotide messenger RNA. RefSeq lists its product as uncharacterized. The record is from RefSeq and is a predicted model, not a curated record. The coding region runs from base 9 to 827 and encodes 272 amino acids. NCBI's taxonomy places the organism in Eukaryota, Metazoa, Arthropoda, Insecta, Coleoptera, Tenebrionidae. The transcript has 5 exons.
GUUGGGAAAUGCUCAAAUUCCGGACUUUAUUUGGCGGGAGGAAAUGUGCGGUGAUCGGGAUGGUGCAUGUUGGGGCACUACCAGGUACCCCUCGAUUUGAAAAUUCGGUCGAAAAGUUAGUCCACAACGCACUGAAGGAGGUCGAAAUAUACUUGAAAUGCGAUAUUGAUGGGCUGCUUGUGGAAAAUAUGCAUGAUGUUCCGUAUAUACAGUCGAGACACUUCAAUCCUGAGGUAACAGCUACCAUGACUCGCGUUUGUUCAGAAAUUAAAAAAAUUGUGGAUACAAAGUUACCCUGUGGCUUACAAGUUUUGGCUUCAGGCAACAAAGAAGCCCUAGCUGUCGCUCAAGCCACCGGUUUCCACUUUAUACGAGCCGAGGGGUUUGUUUUCGGUCAUGUGGCUGAUGAAGGCUACACUGACGCCAACGCAGGUUUGACGCUGCGCUAUCGCAAGAACAUCCAAGCUGACGACGUUCUUGUUUUCGCCGAUAUUAAGAAGAAACACAGCUCCCAUGCUGUCACCAGUGACGUUUCUCUGGUAGAAACCGCCAAAGCCGCUGAAUUUUUCCUAGCAGAUGGCCUUAUUCUAACUGGAACGGCGACGGGAAGCCCUGCGGAUGGUCAAGAAUUAAAGGAAGUUCAGGCAUGUACUUCACUGCCUGUCUUAAUUGGAUCAGGAAUUACAGUUGAUAACGUGUCAAAUUAUUCAAGUGCUGAUGCUUUUAUAAUAGGAUCACAUUUUAAAAAGGGUGGGAAAUGGGGUAAUGAGCUCGACGUGGAGCGGGUGAAGCGGUUCAUUGAAAAAAAAAACAGUCUGUGUAUAUAAAAAUGUAUAAAACUCAAAAUUCGCUCUCUCAAUUCAUAGUCAUGCCAAAAAACUUAAAAUCGUAUGAAUUUUACAACAUUCUGACGCUGAAUUAGUAACUAGUUUUUGAUAUUCAAAUUGUAUCAAAUCAUACAUAAUUUGUACAUAGGUGAUGUAAUAAAGUAUUGGACAAUUA